AUGUUGUCGGAUAAUCACAAAGAUUCAAUGACUGAUGAUAUAUUGUAUCGACAUCGUACAAGGCGCAAUGAUCUAACGAUAUCAUUCAGAGAUGCAAUGUACAAUGAAACAUUUAUUGCUAUCGAGGAUCUUUGCAUUGCUAUUGUGAAUUUGCCAAUCAGUCAUUUCGGUAUGAGCUCACCGAAUCGAAGUGCAUCUGAUUUACUCAACACAGAUAUCAAUCGUGAACUACAGUACGAUACUGUAGAAAUCGCAGGCAUUGUUAGACGCAAUGUUCCACUACUAAAUGACGAACAAAAAAUUAUUUACGACCGCAUCAUGCUGGCAGUUUCAGCAGGACAAGGAGGGUUCUUUUUUUUGGAUGCACCAGGUGGAACUGGCAAAACAUUCCUUAUUUCGUUACUUCUGGCCGAGAUACGUUCCAAAAAUGACAUCGCAUUGGCCUUAUGUGGCUUAGAUUUGGAAACACCAUGCAUUUCCCACGGACAACUAUAUGUGGCAUGUUCUCGCCGCAUUAUGGACUCCGCCGAACAGGCCGCUCUCUCCGAAUUGGAAUCACAGAACUCACACAGUACUUCCGCGACAAUAAACAAUCAGCACUACGAUGCGCGUCGCAUUAACGAAUACAACUCGGAUGGUAAAUUGGCGGAUGGUGCAAGGCAUAUGGACAUACGUUUUAUGCGUCGUUUCGAGCGAUUACCCGUCAAUCUCAGUCUCAGUUCCAUUUUAGUGCCGAAUUCUGUCUCGCUUGACGAGCCUGAUGUAAAGUCAGCACUUCAGUGGAGCGCACAUCUCGAUCCACUCUUUCAAAACAAUCUUGAACGCGAUCCAGCGCUCUCGUGGCAAUAUUUCGGCUCAUCAACUGGUUUCUUACGUCGUUUCCCUGGCACUGCUUGGCCACCCGAGGGUUCGAAGGGCAGCAAACAAAUACACGACUUUCGCGCACAAAACUGGUUCGUACAAGCCGCAUCGUCACCAAAAGAUAUUAUGAUAUUAUUGGAUUCUUCGUCGAGCAUGUCGGACAAAUCUUUCGAACUCGCUAUGGCUACAGCUUUUAACAUACUUGACACGCUAGGUGAGAACGAUUUUGUCAACUUGAUUACAUUUGCGGAGGAUGUCAAAACGCCGGUUCCGUGCUUUAAGGACCGCAUGGUACGUGCCACUCCAGACAAUAUACAGGAAAUCAAAUCCGCAGUAAAAGCAAUUAAGCUCGAAAAUACCGCCAAUUUCACAGCUGGUCUGGAGUAUGCGUUCAGCUUGCUUCACAAGUACAAUCAAUCCGGCGAAGGCAGUCAAUGCAAUCAAGCUAUUAUGCUCAUUACCGAGAGUACUUCGGAAACGCAUAGCGACAUAAUCAAACAAUACAAUUGGCCUCACAUGCCCGUACGAAUAUUCACCUACCUUAUCGGUUCCGACUCGAGUAGUCGCAGCAAUUUGCAUGAAAUGGCCUGCUCCAAUAAAGGUUUCUUCGUACAAAUCAACGAUAUGGAUGAUGCACGCAAAAAGGUUAUCGACUAUGCGCUGGUUAUGGCACGUCCCAUGAUAAUGUAUCAGGCCGAUCAUCCAGUGCACUGGAGUCCAGUCUUCGUUGCUGGCAAGACUGGUGGCUUGGCGCGCGACUCUGACUACCAGCGCAGGCUGGUGACGACAGUUUCAACUCCGGUCUUCGAUAGACGAAACCAUUCGGUGCGUGUGGCAAAUUUACUCGGUGUUGUUGGCACCGAUGUGCCCAUCGAGGAGAUACGUAAGAUGAUACCGCAACAUAAAUUGGGACCGAAUGGAUAUUCGUUUAUCGUUGAUAAUAAUGGGCGUGUACUGUAUCAUCCAGAUUUGCGUCCACUGAGUGAUGGUAAUCAAUAUAUUGACCAGUUGCGGCCGCGGUACACGUCAGUCGACGUAACGGAGUUGGAACUGCCGGAAACCGAAGUGGGCAACGAGCAUGAAAUUGUCGAAAUGAAUAAGAAUCUCUUAUACGAUAUGCGCAAUGAUAUGCUCAUGCCCAAGGAGGGUGAAACCGAAUUCACGGUAUUCAAUCACUUUGACGAAAUGAAACGAGUGACGGCGCGUACACAAAGGUAUUUUUAUGGACCUAUUGAAGAUACGCCCUUUACCUUAGCUGUUGUACUCCCUGAAAAAUAUGGCAGCCACGAAUUGGUCUCCCAACAGGAAAUAAGGCACUCGCGCAGAAAUGUGACCGAGUACUUUAAGGGAGACAGUUGGCGCGUACAUCCCGACUGGGUGUAUUGUGAGUACAAUAGUGUUAGCGAUUUAGAGAAGGAGCGUGAAAGCUCUGGCGAAUAUCUCUCAGCCUCACGUGAACAAGAAUUAAGUUUCGGCUCACCGGAAGAGCAGGUCUUACAUUUCUUGGGACGUGCAGGACGGCCAGGCUGGAAGUGGAUGUCGGUGCGACCAAAACCACCGCAACCACACCAUGCCAUGCAUGGCGUGACACCUGUCGGCCAUUUUGCUCAGCAUCUAAAUAACGUGCAAGGUUCUCGCAAAGCCGAACCUUACUAUUGCGAUCGAACCUUGGUACAGAGUUUAGUGCGUGAUGCUAUGGUAACCGAUGGUCUGGAUCGAAAUUCAACUGGAACGUCCAAUGGAAAGGAGGAUAAACAUCCAAUAGCCACUUUAAUGGCAAUUUUAAAGAGACAAGGCUAUCAAAAGUUUUUGGUUGCAACAUCUUUUGUGGCCACACGUUCGGGUCUACUACGUUGGAUUGAUCACAUCAAAAGACCUGAAGACUCACCUGAUCCCCAUUUCAGUGAAGAUAACGCACGUGCCAUGGAUAUGCCGUGGUACAAACGCGCCGUGGACCAGCAUACCGUCGAACAAGAUAGCUUUGUCUACAGUGUACCCUUUGCCAAUGGAUAUGCACCCAAACUAAAUACGACGCUUGUAACCGCAUCGCAUGCUAUAUUUGUCGAACAUCGUGGCCACAAAGCUAUAGCCGCGGUCGUGGGACUACAAUUUCAGUUGGACUCGCUGGCGAAACAUUUCAUAAACAUAACCUCAACCUGCACCGGCAUGACAGGUUGUCGCCGCACAUGCGCUUCCGACGAUCUUGAUUGCUAUGUUUUGGACAACAACGGCUUUGUGAUCAUUUCCGAGCAAAGUGAACAAUCAGGCAAAUUUUUCGGUCAAAUCGAUGGUACCAUCAUGGAUUCCUUGGUACAGGAUCGCAUUUACAAACGUGUCACGGUCAAUGACUAUCAAGGCGUUUGCUCUGACUCUGACAAUCCAUACACGGCUGCAAGCACUUCACUACAACCACAUCGUGUCUCCACUUUUCUAAUGAAAUAUUUGGUAUCGUUGAGUGCCACUUGGUUAUCGCUAUUGCCAACACCUCUAAACGCAUGGCCACAAGAUGAUUAUACCUAUAAUGAAGAUGUCUUUGAAGAACCCACAUAUACGGACGAGUACGAACCUUUCGAGGAUUACAAUGCACAGAUCGAUGAAGAAAUGGAUGAGUUCUUCACCACCGCUGAUGUGGAAUACACAACACCAGCCCCUAAGCAACAUAAGCCACACACCGGACCACGCGCCUCUCCAGACCCUCAACAUGCACGCCGCUGCGAUCUGCGUACAGAUCUAUACAUGCUGCAGCCAGAACGUCUCAACCAAGGUGGACAAAACAAUCCGCUUAAGGGCAAGCUGACAAAUUGCCAUGUAUCCGGUUGUGAACGCCCCUUCAGCGUACAAAAAAUACCACAUAGCAAUCUGAUACUAUUAGUGGUGGAUACACUAUGUCCUUGCGGCUCCAAACAGUUGGAUAUUGAACCACUUGAGGAGUCCGGUACUAUUGGCGCCUGCAGCGCGCGUCGCCAGUCGCAGGAGAGUGCAAAGCGUCGCCGACCCAAAAAAUGCAUCAACUAUCAUCCCGAGGAAAUAGAAAUACAGCAAUGUGGGCGUGCCACAGCCUUGCUGCAAACGCCCGUCUCGAUCUUUGUAGCGCAUCUGCUCAUGUUGGUGGUGACAUUUACGCUGACAAAUGCGUGAUACUAAGUGCAAUGCCACUAAACAACUAAACAUCACAAGCUACAGGUCAAAACAGUGUCGAGCAUAGGUGCAGUGAAAGUACACUUUUCAUACCAUAUAUACCAUAUACAAAAAAGAAUGACUACGAGAAACAACGCAAAAACACUUACAAUAGUUAUGCCAACAAAAAUUCAACAACAAACCCACUAAUUAAUACAACAAAUAAAUGUAUCUACGAGUAUAUUUUAACAAUAGCAACAGUUUUGUCUUAGGGUAUUCAUAUACAAUACAUAUAAGUAUGAGUAUAUAAGUAUGUUUGUGUAAAAUUAAGUUUCUUAAGUUCCGACUUAGACAAAUGUUAUUUGUAGAUAUAUUUUUUAGAGCGGAAAGAAAUUUUAGACGAUUCAUGUAUCGCAUUAAAUGCAGCCCACUUGAUUCAAAAGGCAUAUUUUUAUGUCAGUAAAAGAAAAUCUUUUUUUUUCAUAGAAAUAGAAAAGGCUUAAAAAUACUUUUGAGGAUCAAAAUUACUCCUUUGGAAUUAUAUUCAAAUACUUCUCAAAAUUAUUUUGUACUUUAAUAAUGGUUGUGUAAGCGCGGCAACUCUGUUGUAGUUAUUUCUACAUAACUGUCAGUUUUUGAGGGUCCCACUUAAUGGAUUACAGUGAAAGGCAAAGUAAGAACAAUUUUCCUUGCUUACUAUCAUAGCUUACUUAUUACUUUCAUUUUAAGUAAACAAAACCUUGUCAGAAAAUUUCUUAUUACUAUUCCUAAGCAUUAGCAUCAAAGUCGACUUUUGACAGAUCAGAAUCAGACAAAAAAGCGCUGUUUCCACUAAAAUAUAUAACUUUGUACGCCAUCAGAAGAGAAUAUUGUUUGAGAAUAUUGAUAGGUACCGAAUAUUCGGAUCCCAGUACCUCCAGUUGA
This is a messenger RNA of Bactrocera tryoni, 4902 nucleotides long. It is a transcript of the gene stol, whose product is annotated as voltage-dependent calcium channel subunit alpha-2/delta-3. NCBI's taxonomy places the organism in Eukaryota, Metazoa, Arthropoda, Insecta, Diptera, Tephritidae. Gene Ontology annotation, cellular component: voltage-gated calcium channel complex. Bases 1 to 3999 code for a protein of 1332 amino acids. The record is from RefSeq and is a predicted model, not a curated record. Gene Ontology annotation, molecular function: DNA helicase activity; voltage-gated calcium channel activity. The transcript has 15 exons. Gene Ontology annotation, biological process: telomere maintenance; DNA repair.